UAACGCUAUCAAUUAUUCCUUCUCUCUCACCUGUCUGUCACCAAUUCCUCUGCGAUCUCUCUCCUCCCGGGGUAACUUCGUUGUUCUCUCGCUUAACUGGUUGGCGGUCGGGUUACCUGGAUUUGCUCUAUUGGUCUGGAAGAAAAUAUGUAUUUUGAUGGAUAUGGCUAUUAUGGAACAUCAUUUGAGCAGACUUAUCGGUGUUAUCCAGCAUCCUUUAUUGAUAAGCCACAACUCGAAAGUGGUGACAAGAUUAUAAUGCCACCAUCAGCCCUUGAUCGCCUAGCCUCUCUGCAUAUUGACUACCCAAUGCUCUUUGAGCUUCGGAAUGCUGCAACGGAACGUGUCUCUCACUGUGGAGUCCUCGAGUUCAUUGCAGAAGAAGGCAUGAUUUACAUGCCAUACUGGAUGAUGCAGAACCUUCUAUUGCAAGAAGGAGACAUUGUGAGAGUUAAAAACGUCACUCUCCCAAAGGGAACCUACGUUAAACUGCAGCCCCACACAACAGACUUUCUUGAUAUAUCUAACCCGAAGGCCAUCUUGGAAACGACAUUGAGGAGUUAUUCAUGCUUAACCACCGGGGAUAGCAUAAUGGUUCCUUACAACAAUAAAAAGUACUUCAUAGACAUAGUCGAGACAAAGCCUUCUAACGCAAUCAGCAUCAUUGAAACAGACUGUGAAGUUGAUUUUGCACCUCCCCUUGAUUAUAAAGAGCCAGAACGGCCUGCAGCUCCUGCUCAGGCCAAAGGUCUGGGGAAAGUUGAAGAAGAGCCUCCAGCUGAACCAGAACCAAAGUUUAACCCUUUCACUGGAACCAGUAGACGUUUAGACGGGAAACCUCUGUCCUAUCAGCCAUCAGUCGUGUCUUGUUCCAAAGACAAGCAGCCAGCCGUUGCUGCUGAUGGUAGUGGCCAGUCGUCAUCGAUAACAAGCAGUUCUCGUCAGUCUCAGGGGAAACUUGUGUUUGGGGCAAACCCAAAUCGUACGCAAAAGGGAGGUGGGAAAGAUGAAAAACAAGAGCAACCGGAGAAGAAAGAAGAGCCCAAGUUUCAAGCUUUUACUGGGAAGAAGUAUUCAUUGAGGGGUUGAAAUUGAGCCAUUUGCUCAGCCAUCUCUUUAGUGGAGCACAGUAGUUGCAUUCAUGAUUUCUCCAUUAUGUUGUGUGUAUUAUGUCAAAAGAAACAAAAACAGAAAAGGAAAUAAUAACCACCCUUUGUUCA
Molecule: messenger RNA, 1220 nt
Organism: Tarenaya hassleriana
Lineage: Eukaryota; Viridiplantae; Streptophyta; Magnoliopsida; Brassicales; Cleomaceae
Product: ubiquitin fusion degradation protein 1 homolog
Exons: 10
Coding region: 148-1089 (313 amino acids)
Cellular component (GO): VCP-NPL4-UFD1 AAA ATPase complex
Molecular function (GO): polyubiquitin modification-dependent protein binding
Source: RefSeq, a predicted model, not a curated record